Molecule: messenger RNA, 6118 nt
Organism: Onychostoma macrolepis
Lineage: Eukaryota; Metazoa; Chordata; Actinopteri; Cypriniformes; Cyprinidae
Gene: myo3b
Product: myosin IIIB
Exons: 34
Coding region: 720-4346 (1208 amino acids)
Biological process (GO): protein phosphorylation
Cellular component (GO): myosin complex
Molecular function (GO): ATP binding; cytoskeletal motor activity; protein kinase activity
Source: RefSeq, a predicted model, not a curated record
GCUGGCAGAUCCAUCUUCUGAUUGGGACAUUGUGGAAACAAUUGGGAAAGGAACCUAUGGCAAGGUCUACAAGGUCAUCAGUAAAAAAGAUGGAAGUCAAGCAGCCGUGAAAGUUUUGGAUCCCAUUAAUGCGUUUCUUCCCCUCUUCGUCCUCUGGCUUGUCUCAGAAUCCCAGUCACACUAACAGAGUAAGUAGAUAUUCUUCCUAAAUUUCCCCCACAGAUAUUUUCAUAUUAUAGCACUAUUGAUUUUUGGAAAACAUGUCAGGAUUUUUUAUUUUUAUGCCUAAUGCUGAUAUUCUCCAAUUAGUGUAAUUUUAUUAGUGCUGCUUGAUCCCCCAUAACCCCCUGCUGCACAGUGUAUGCAUGGCUGCCUUCAUUGUACCCAUCGACUACCCUGCUGCCUGUCAUACAAGCACAUGCAUGAAAGCUUGGGAGAGUUUGUACAUCCUUUUCAUUGUUAUAAUCUAUUCUGACAUGUUGUCUUUGUACUGUAUAUGAUAGCAUUUAUUUUUCAAUUAAUUCUAGCUUUAGUUAAGGACAGUCCAUGUAGUUAGUCAUAGAAUCUCAUAAGAACAACAUGUCAUUACACACAACAAAUACAUAUGAUUAAUGCAGUUGUGCUAAUGGUUGUGUCAGGAUGUGGAUGAGGAGAUUGAAGCUGAGUACAACAUCCUGCGCUCGCUGUCCAAUCAUCCCAAUGUGGUGAAGUUCUUUGGCAUGUUCUACAAAGCAGAUGAGCUCUCUGGAGGGCAGCUAUGGCUUGUUUUGGAGUUGUGUAAUGGGGGUUCAGUAACUGACCUGAUAAAGGGUUUGCUGAUGAGGGGAAAACGUCUUGAGGAGCCCAUCAUAUCCUACAUCCUGUAUGGAGCACUUCUGGGUCUCCAGCAUCUUCACAACAACAGAAUAAUCCACCGUGAUGUGAAGGGCAACAACAUCCUCCUUACCACAGAUGGUGGAGUCAAACUUGUGGACUUCGGCGUCUCAGCUCAGCUGACGAGUGCCCGUCUACGCCGAAACACAUCAGUGGGAACCCCAUUCUGGAUGGCUCCUGAGGUGAUAGCGUGUGAACAGCAGUAUGACUACUCGUAUGACGCCCGCUGUGAUGUGUGGUCUCUGGGCAUCACUGCCAUAGAGCUGGCGGACGGAGACCCACCCCUGGCCGAGAUGCACCCGGUCAAAGCACUCUUCAAAAUACCGCGGAACCCGUCUCCUACCCUCCGCCACCCGGAGCACUGGUGCAGGAGUUUCUGCCACUUCAUUGCUCAGUGUUUGAUAAAGGAUUUUGAGACGCGUCCAUCAGUGACGCAUCUGCUGGAGCAUCCGUUCAUUAAACAGGCUCAUGGAAAAGACACGUCGCUCAGACAGCAGCUGUCAGUCCUCAUCCGCGAGCAACAGGACGUGGGCAGCAGAACUAAGACCAGGCAUGAGCGGAUCAAUACUCGCAAAACCCUGAUCAUUGAGAGCUGUCCUGAUGAUGAUCUGGUGAACCUGGAGGUUUUAGAUGAGGAAAUAAUCAUUACACAUCUUCAGAGGCGAUAUCAGGAGCUGCAGAUCUACACAUAUGUGGGUGAUAUCCUCAUAGCGCUUAACCCUUUCCAGAACCUCAACAUCUACUCUCCACAGUUCUCAAAGCUCUAUCAUGGGAUGAAACGCUCCACUAACCCCCCGCACAUCUUUGCCACUGCUGAUGCAGCCUAUCAGAGCAUGGUCACCCUCUCCAAAGACCAGUGUAUAAUCAUUAGCGGAGAAAGUGGAGCGGGUAAAACUGAGAGUGCCCACCUCAUAGUCCAACAUCUCACAUUUCUGGGCAAGGCUAAUAAUCGUACACUUCGUGAGAAGAUUCUUCAGGUGAAUCCCCUGGUAGAGGCGUUUGGUAAUGCGUGCACAGCCAUUAACGAUAACUCCAGCCGCUUCGGAAAGUACCUGGAGAUGAAGUUCACACCUACAGGGGCCGUGAUGGGUGCUAAGAUAUCUGAGUAUCUUCUGGAGAAAUCAAGAGUCGUCAAACAGGCUACGGGCGAGAAAAACUUCCACAUAUUUUACUACAUCUAUGCUGGUCUUUACCACCAAGACAACCUCAAGAGAUACAGGCUACCCAACAAAACUGCCCCCAGAUACAUUGACUGUGUUAAUGGUAAAGUAAUGCAGGACAUCAUCUCUAGCAAACUCUACAAGGAGCAGUUUGAUGCCAUUCAGGACUGUUUCCGUAUCAUAGGAUUUACUGAAGAGGAAGUGAAUUCUGUGUACAGAAUUCUAUCAGCCAUUUUAAACACAGGAAAUAUUGAGUUUACAUCCACCAGCUCCCAACAUCAGAGCGACAAGAGUGAGGUGCCCGACUCUGAGGCCUUAGAUGAUGCGGCCGCUCUGCUCAGUAUUGGCUCUGAGGAGCUUCAGGAAGCUUUGACCUCCCACUGCGUGGUAACUCGAGGAGAAACCAUCAUUCGCACCAACACCGUGGACAAGGCCACUGAUGUGAGGGAUGCCAUGUCUAAAGCCCUGUAUGGACGCCUCUUCAGCUGGAUAGUGAACCGCAUUAAUGCACUGCUGCAGUCUGACACUAACAUCUGUGCGGCUGAGAGUGGAAUGAACGUGGGGAUUUUGGACAUCUUUGGUUUCGAAAACUUCAAGAAGAACUCAUUUGAGCAACUGUGUAUCAACAUUGCUAAUGAACAGAUCCAGUUCUACUUCAAUCAACACAUCUUUGCCCUGGAACAGAUCGAGUAUCAGAGUGAGGGCGUUGAUGCCAGUCUGGUGGAAUAUGAGGACAACAGGCCCAUUCUGGACAUGUUUCUUCAGAAGCCCAUGGGUUUACUGUCUCUGCUGGAUGAGGAGAGCCGUUUCCCACAGGCCACCGACCAAACGCUCGUCGAUAAGUUUCAGGAUAACCUGAGAAACAAGUACUUCUGGACACCCAAGCGUGUGGAGCUUUGCUUCGGGAUCCAGCAUUAUGCUGGCAAGGUGUUGUAUAAUGUCAGUGGUUUUCUGGAGAAGAACCGGGACACACUUCCUGCAGAUAUUGUGGUGGUUUUGAGGACGUCAGAGAACAAACUUCUGCAGCAGCUGUUUUCCAGCCCUCUGACUAAAACAGGUAACCUGGCCACAUCCAGGGCAAGAGUGACAGCAGCAUCCAGAUCUUUGCCCCCACAGCUCAGCAGCGGGAGAAAUAAGGUGGACACCAUGGAAAUGAUGCGUCACCCAGAGGAAACCACUAACAUGAGGAGACAAACAGUGGCUUCUUAUUUCAGGUACUCGCUUAUGGACCUGCUGUCUAAGAUGGUGGUGGGAACGCCUCAUUUCGUCCGCUGUAUCAAACCCAAUGAUGACCGGCAGGCUCUGCGCUUCAAUAAGGAGCGUGUGAUGGUUCAGCUGCGAUACACUGGCAUCCUAGAGACCGUCAACAUCCGCCGGCAGGGCUAUUCUCACCGCAUACUCAUCGAGGAGUUUGUUAACAGGUAUUACUAUCUGGCCUUUCGUGCCCAUCAGAUGCCAGAUAGCAGUAGAGAGAACGCCAUCAUCAUACUGCAGAGAGCCAAACUGGACAACUGGGUCCUGGGCAAGACCAAGGUGUUUCUGAAGUACUAUCACGUGGAGCAGCUCAAUCUGAUGUUGCGGGAGGUGAUCGCACGGGUGGUGUUGAUGCAGGCCUACACCAAAGGCUGGCUGGGAGCUCGGCGGUACCGAAAAGAGAGAGAGAAACGCAACAACGGAGCAAUUAUCAUACAGUCAGCCUGGAGGGGUUACGUGGCCCGUCAGAAUCUGAAGCAGAUAAAGAGAGAGCGUGAGCAGGCUGCUGUACGGAUCCAGUCAGCAUACAGAGGCUACAGAGUCAGGAAAGACUACAAACAGAGUCGACAAUGGACUGGACAACCCACACCUGAAAGAAGACCCUCCACCAGUCACCUCUCAGAUGAAAAGGAUGUCUCUGUCAGAGCCGACGUGGGCAACAGAGAGGACAGCUCCGGUGACGCGUCUGUGCUGAAGACAGACAAACGGAGUGACAGCAGAGAGAGAGAUGGGCUGCAGGAGCGACCGGCACUGAGCAAGCAGGGUCCGACGGUGAAGCUACAGCACCGUUCCCCUCGGCGAAGAGGACAGCAGCCCAAGCUCCUGAACAGCCCGGAAGACAGUCUUUAUUACAACCAUCUCAACAGAAGUCUGGAUUAUCAGGGGAGCAAGAGGAAACCCAGAAAACUGGGGCAAAUCAAGCUUCUGGAUGGAGAGGAUGAAUAUUAUCAGUUACUGUCCACUAUAGAAGCCGUCCCUGAGGAGGAGGUUUUAUCUGGCUCCUCCCCAAACCUGAAGACUGCCACACCCACUGUCCCUCCCAUUAUCUCAUCCAGAUGAGCUGAGCUCCGCCCACCACUUUAACACGUGCUGACAGUUGAUUGCCUUCUCCAGCCUUUUGCUACGAAAUGUGCUGUAUAUAUAAAAUAAUGAGGGGUAAUUAUUUAUGUAUGCAUUAUUUUCUCAGUAUUUGGAUUCAUGUAUUUAUUAUGAAAGACAAAUGUAUCAGUUUUCUUGUAAAAUAAAAAGGAAAAAUGCAUACUGCGAUUAAUUAUAUAAGGAAUGUCCAUGGCAGCCUUUGGAACUGUUAAUAUUUAUAAUAUGUUGCCAAACAACAUGAUUAGAAGAGUAAUAGCUGACUCACUGUACUUCAUUUGUUUCUUUUUUUCUCUUUGGUCUGAGCUGUUUAUGAGCGACGGACCACAGAACGAAGUGUGUACAUCCUCUUUAGAGAAAGUGAUCAGCUGCUCAAUAAUGUGCUCUCUUCACUUUAUAGAAGCAGAGCGUGUAAAUGAGUGGCGCUGUAAUGUGAGACUUGCUGUUCCAGUAACAGUUUGGUACAGAUCUUAAAUCUCCAUCACUGCUUCUCAUGUUGAUAUUAUAAAACUCCCUCUGGUAAUCGAUUCAUUCCAACUACACAGUACAAUUAAAUAUAUAUAUAUAUAUAAAACAUCUGGAAAGUAACACUGCAUGGUUUUGAAUUGUGUGGUUGUGAGUUUCACUUGUACAGUGUUUGUGUUCUCAAUCCAAUCUUGCCAGCUGUUUUGUAUCCUAAUCUAUCUAAAAAAAAAUAGUUUUGUUAUUUAUUGUGUGCCGACUACUUUUAAAACUCUUUGCAUGCACUGCAUAACCUAAAUUAAGGUUGCCAAAAAUUAAAAAACUUAUUAGCCUGUGGCAUUCAGAAAUAUAUUAAAUAGGUUAUAAAUAUAUAUAGUUGAACACCAUAUAAUUGGAGGUGACCGUUAAGAAGAAUAAACAGAAUUGUGCCCUCUUGCAAUUCUCUAUGGACCGCAGGAAAACUGAGAUCUCCUCCCGGUGGGAAUCCCCCUCCUCCCCCAUUACUAUGUGAGAAACCUUAAUCCCAUCAAAAGAGCUGAUCUGCUUCAACAUCAACUACUCCAAACUGCUCGAAAGGGACAGUUUAAAAAGUCAUAGAUGAGACACAUCUCUCUGUGGGUGUUUACUUGUCUUGUUUUUUAUUUAGUCUACUGCUCACAUUUGAAACUGCACUGAUAUGACAGCCCGCAAAACUUUGAAACUCCUAAACACAUCCUACUUUGAAGCACUUUUGGUUUUUAGCACUCUUUUACCAUGCUUAGUCCUUGAUUCCUGUGAUAUUUGUGGAGGUGUCACAUGCGCUGGAGACUGAAGGCUUGACUGGUUCAGGGCGGAGCAGAGGGAGGAGAACUGGAAAAUGUUCAGACUUUCUCAAAGAUUGAAUCUCCUCCUCUUGCCAGCCUGCAAAUCGCACAACUAAGACAUCAUCAUCAUCACCAUCAUGUCCCCUCCACACCUUGAUGGCUCGACGUUGACUUUGUUGUGUUGUGGGAUUGUUCUUUCCUAAAUGAUUUGUCUUAUCAACUAUGAAAACAAUAAGCAGUCGCUUGUUCUUUUUGGUCUUUAAUUACAAGCAAUUAGUGCAACUAAAGAAUAAGUGAUUUGAGAGCUGCUUUGUUGACUUGUGCCAGAAACAACCGCAUCCUGUUUUUAUUAUUUGUUAAAAACUGGGGGAAAAUUGUUGUCUGUGUUUCAGACAUAUUUCACGGUUCAUUAUUACUGUUGUAACUAAAUUAAAAUGGCAUUGUUGCAUUUACUCACAGGACAGAUUCCAU